AUGAAAAUGAUUUUGUUUGUUCUCAUCGUUUAAGUAUUCAGCUAAAGCUGUUUAAGUUCAUCAGGAACAUAAGUUGAUUGGUGGCUAAUAUUCAAACUGCCUGCUGAUACAAGCAUACCAUAUAGUGGAUUUGAAUAUUAUUAUUGUGACUCACAGAAUGAUUGCACCUCCAUGAACUUUAUGAAUGAUGAUUUAAGAGACUAUACAUCUCCUCUAUAAAGAACUGUAGCUUAAAUCUCCUUUACAUCAGGUACAACUAUGAAUGUUGUAUGGAAUGAUUAACCUUUUGGAAAAUCAACGAUUUCUGACAGAGCUCACUCUAAAGGCAUUUUAUCAGCAUCAAAUGCAUAAGGAUUUAUAAUAAAUCAUUCCACUCCAUAAUUUCCUGUAUUUGAUGAUUCAUAAAGGUAUUAUUUGUUAAAAUAUAUUCAGUACAAUAAUACCUGGAAUGCCAAGUAGUUCUAGUGUAAAUGGAUAACAUUAUUUUUGUGUAACUAUGACAACUUCUUAAAUUAAUAUCGUAGCUGAAUAAUAUAUAAUUGCUUAAACCUUAACUCAAAAGGCUAAUGCUAUUAGUACUUUUGAAUCUACUUAUCCAAAUAUUUAUGCUUUAAAGAGUAAUACAAGGUAAAUUCCUGCUUAAAGUGGAUCUGCAUAAGUAAAAAGCAAAGGUGGAUUGACUAUAAAUGUUAUUUCAAAAAACUAAAAUUUAGUGGAUGAUUUUUAUGCAACAAUUGUUGCUCCAAAAUUAAAGGUUGGUUUAGUUAUGGAAACAUGGGGAAAUGGAACUGGAGGAUUGUAAGAACCUGCCUGUUCAAAUACUUAUCAAACUUAUAGCAAUAUUUAUAGAAAUCAUAAUGUAAAAAUAAAUUCUAUUUUAGGGUUAUAAAUUUAAAUAUACAAAAGAUCAUUCUAAAUUUGGAAUAUCAAUUCAAAGUGCUAUGCCAUAUGUUUGUAUGUCUGAUUUAAAUAGAAUGACAACAUAAAAUAAAAGAGGAGGAACUACUUUUUGUUUCUUGCAUGCCAAAAUGUGGAAUGUCAUAAAUAAGGCAUUCAUUGAAAGAUAAACAUGCUGA
Messenger RNA from Paramecium sonneborni, 1076 nucleotides. The record is from the annotation of a GenBank genome assembly. Lineage: Eukaryota; Ciliophora; Oligohymenophorea; Peniculida; Parameciidae.